Messenger RNA from Mus pahari (shrew mouse), 1368 nucleotides. RefSeq names its product proteasome 26S subunit, non-ATPase 10 (gene Psmd10). Bases 45 to 500 code for a protein of 151 amino acids. Gene Ontology annotation, molecular function: protein binding. NCBI's taxonomy places the organism in Eukaryota, Metazoa, Chordata, Mammalia, Rodentia, Muridae. The transcript has 5 exons. The record is from RefSeq and is a predicted model, not a curated record.
GAGUGGGCGGGGCUUGAGUUUCGCGGAGGCCUUGGGAAAGCGAAAUGGAGGGGUGUGUGUCUAACGUAAUGAUCUGUAACCUGGCCUACAGUGGGAAGCUUGAUGAGUUGAAGGAGCGCAUUUUGGCUGAUAAAUCUCUGGCUACUAGAACUGAUCAGGACAGUAGAACAGCUCUGCACUGGGCAUGCUCAGCUGGUCAUACAGAAAUUGUUGAAUUCUUGCUGCAACUUGGAGUGCCAGUGAAUGAUAAAGAUGACGCAGGUUGGUCUCCUCUUCAUAUUGCUGCUUCUGCUGGCCGGGAUGAGAUUGUAAAAGCCCUUCUGGUAAAAGGUGCACAUGUGAAUGCUGUCAAUCAAAACGGCUGCACUCCACUCCAUUAUGCAGCUUCGAAGAAUAGGCAUGAGAUUGCUGUUAUGUUACUAGAAGGUGGGGCUAAUCCAGAUGCUAAGGACCAUUAUGAUGCUACAGCAAUGCACCGGGCAGCAGCCAAGGACACUUAGCCUGUGAUGAGGAGAGAGUGGAAGAGGCAAAAUUGCUGGUGACUGAAGGAGCAAGUAUUUACAUUGAGAAUAAAGAAGAAAAGACACCCCUGCAAGUGGCCAAAGGGGGCCUGGCUUUAAUACUCAAGAGAAUAGUGGAAAGUGAAGCAGCUUCUAUGUAGUCUGUGUGCGUUGUGUUGUCCUCAGUGUCCUGGAAACUGUUGUACACAUGAAAAUGUUUUCUCACCUUUGUAACUUGAUAACGUGUUGUAUUGCUCCUACUGAAGUACCUGUUCUAUGCUUUCCACCCACUUUCCAGGAUUGAAAAACUGGUGAGCUUGUUCUACUGAUGCCAUUCAUUAAAUCUUGAUUACUUUGGAGUAAGUGGUUGUGGCUGUCCUGUCUUGAGCGUCUUCCCAUGCACCUGCUGACCCACUGUGGAACAGAACAAGUUCAGAAAUAGCCCUCCUGUUGGGCCAGCUUGUUCUAGGGCGCUUUCCUCUGUGCAGUCAGACCAAAUCCUGACCUGUUUUCUAAGUUCACUCAAGAGACCUAUGCCAAAUAGUUCUCUUUUUUCAACUACAAGGUUAAUUUAUUUUUGUUACAGGAGAAAGUUGUAUAUUUUAGAGGAGCAGGUUUUAAGUUGAAUUGUAUGUUCUUAAAAUAAUGAAGAACAAGAGUUUGCGUCCAUGUACCUUUUUAACUGUUUUCCUCUAAAAUAAGACAUAUCAUUUUUUUAAAUAGAAAUAAAAAGUGUCUGUAUUGACUCACCUUGUGUUGAAAAGAAUUGUCAAACUUAUUAAAGAGAUGUAUAACAAAAUUAUAUUUUGAUUUGUAUUUCAAGUGCUACAAACUUGGAUUUCAAGUAUUACAAACAAUAAACUGUUGA